AUGGAGACAUUCUGGAUCAUUAGAGUCGAAGAAGUCUUCAGAAGCCAGAGAAUUCUUCAGAAGCCAGAGGAAUCUUCUGAAGACAGAGGAAUCUUCAGAAGCCUCAGAAGUCUUCAGAAGCCAGAGGAAUCUUCAGAAGCCACAGAAGUCUUCAGGAACCAGAGGAAUCUUCAGAAGCCAGUCGUAGCAUUUUUUAAAACUACCUAUAGGCAAACCUCCAGCGGUUUCCUUCAUGGAAACUUUGUUGGACUGUUUGAAGGACUGAAGAACGUUGAGAUGGCCCAGGUCCCUGCAGAGGGACCUGAUAAUUUACUCGUUAUGUCGCAGGAAGUCCUUCCUUCUUGGUCGUUCGGCGGUAUCCUUCGGGAAAACUUGUAUGCUGGACUAUUGGGAGGACUCUGCGGAAUGUUAUUUAUAUUAUUCCUGAAACAUCAGGAAGGACAAUUGGUUAGCAAGACAACAGAGAACGCAGAACCUAGGAUUCGAUGUGAACUGGAAGACUUGACGGACAUUAAUCUCAAUCUAGAAAGAGAAGUGGAGGAGGCUCAAGAGAAGAACUGCGACCUCCUCAAGGAUAAGGCUCAGAUGACGAUAGAAGAGGACGCUCUCCUGGAGAGGACACAAGACCUGGAAAAUCCCUUGGCUAGUGACGAAAAUUCACAUGCUGAAGAAAUCGUUGAUGCGACCCAGGAGACUGAAAGGAAAAUACAAGAAGCAGCAGACACCAUUCAAGUUUUGACACAAACCGAAGACUUGAUAAAUGAACAAGAAGAAAUAGAUUAUUUAAAUGGCCUCAAUACUGCAAACAAUAUACUGCAAGAACGUCUAAAUGAAUGUGCAGAUGAAAAAGAGAGAACUGGAGAGGAAAUGGAUAGAAAGACAGAAGAUGAAGAACAGGAAAAGGAAGGGAAACGAUUCCUGAGAAUAGUGGAUGAGGAAGUCAGAAAAUUAGAGGAUCUAAUAAACAACGCAGAAUCAGAUAUGGAAACGUUUAGACCACAGAUGAAUGAAGAGGUACAAGGAAAGGUCUUAGCUGCCCUGGGAAAAGCCCGCCUCCUCAUUACUCAGAAGGUUGAACAAUUUCGAGGUCUAUGUCAACAAAAUAUUGAUGGGCCAAAAGGUGAAGAACCCACUAUAAUGGCUGCAGACCUAGCUGGCUUUUGGGACAUGGUAUCAAUUCAGGUCGAUAAUGUACACCACCUUUUCAAAGAGGUCAGUGAUCUGAAAACUAAUGGAUGGAAACAGGACCAAAAUGCAGAGACCACUGAUAAUGUCACCAUAGGCCCAGUGAAGAGGAAACCAGCAAAGGUUGUGAAAAAAGCUAUGAAGACUUGUCCUGAGGAACAAAAGCCACGAGACGAGGCCCGCAAGAAACUGUUGGAUGAGAGACGCAGGGCAAUGAAGGAGGCUUUGAAAGCUAAACAAAUACUACUUGAUACAAAUGGCAUAGUAAAUGAUGUAGAAAUUAUGGUGGCAGAAAACAAAACCGCCCAUUUGCCGAAUUUAACAUGUGGAAAGGAGGACAAAAUAACAAAGAGCAAUGAAGGUGGUGAAGUUAAUGACAAAAUCAAGGAAGUAGAAAAACAAAGCGAAGGCCACCAAUUCUUAAAAAUAGUUGAAAACAAGGUUUCUGUAUUACAAGACCUGAUAAACAAUGCCGAAUCUGACCUGGAAGCCUUCACACCACAGAUGAGUGAGGAGGUACAAGGAAAGGUCCUCGCAGCAACAGGAAAGGCGCGCCUCCUUAUCUCACAGAAGAUAGAGCAGUUCAGAGGCCUAUGUCAACAAAAUAUUGAUGGGCCCAAAAGUGAAGAACCUGCUAUACUAGCUGAAGAUCUGGCUGGAUUUUGGGACAUGGUGUCCAUCCAGGUGGAUAAUGUUCACCAGCUUUUCAAAGAAGUUAGUGUUCUUAAAGCUAAUGGAUGGAAAGAGAACCCAAAUACACAGAACACUAAUAAUGUCACCAAAGGCCCUGCAAGGAGGGAACCAGUAAAAGUUAUGAAAAAAGUAACGAAGAAUUGCUCCGAGGAACAAAAGGCACGAGACAAGGCCCGCAGGAAACUAUUGGAGGAUAGACGUAGAGCAAUGAAAGAGGCAUUGAAAGCUAAACCAGCUAAGCCUGAUGCAAAUGGCAUAGUAGAUGAUGUGGAAAUUAUGUUGGCAGAACAAAACAUUGCCCAUUUGCAGAAUUUAGCAGGUGAAGAUAAGGAGAAAAGGACAAAGGGAGAUGAAGGUGACACAGUUAAUGAGAAAACAAAGGAAGUAGAAAAACAAAGCGAAGGCCACCAAUUCUUACAAAUAGUUGAAAACGAGGUUUCGGGAUUACAAGCCCUGAUAAACAAUGCUGAAUCUGACCUGGAAACCUUCACACCACAGAUGAGUGAGGAGGUACAAGGAAAGGUCCUCGCAGCAACAGGAAAGGCGCGCCUCCUCAUCUCGCAGAAGAUAGAGCAGUUCAGAGGACUGUGUCAACAAAAUAUUGAUGGGCCCAAAGGUGAAGAACCUGCUAUACUAGCUGAAGAUCUGGCUGGAUUUUGGGACAUGGUGUCCAUCCAGGUGGAUAAUGUACACCAGCUUUUCAAAGAAGUCAGUGUUCUUAAAGCCAAUGGAUGGAAAGAGAACCCAAAUACACAGAAUACUAAUAAUGUCACCAAAGGCCCUAUGAAGAGGGAACCAGCAAAAGUUAUGAAAAAGGCUAUGAAGAAUUGCUCUGAGGAACGAAAGGCACGAGAUGAGGCCCGCAAGAAACUAUUGGAGGAGAGACGUAGAGCAAUGAAAGAGGCACUGAAAGCUAGACAAACUCACCUUGAUGCAAAGGGCAGCACUGAUGGUAUUGAAAUUCUGGUGGCAGAAAAGAGAAUGGCCUGCGAGUGA
Molecule: messenger RNA, 2874 nt
Organism: Macrobrachium nipponense
Lineage: Eukaryota; Metazoa; Arthropoda; Malacostraca; Decapoda; Palaemonidae
Exons: 2
Coding region: 1-2874 (957 amino acids)
Biological process (GO): signaling
Cellular component (GO): glutamatergic synapse; postsynaptic specialization
Molecular function (GO): molecular adaptor activity
Source: RefSeq, a predicted model, not a curated record